AUGUGUUUCACUAAUUCAACUGUGUACACAUGUUCUCAAUCUACCCACUUGCAGCAAAAGGGUACGUUUGAAACCAGUCAAGAAGAUAGUACUGAAAUUCUGGAGGAGUUAAAGCUGAGGUUGGCAUACAGGGAAGCAGCUGUGGCUGUUCUUGCAUGCUACAAUCCAAAUCCUCACCGUCCUUGCACUGAGACUAAUAUUCGUUCCAUUCGCAGCAAGCCAAAUAUGCGUUAUGCUGAAACUCCUGGAAGUUCACCGUUCGGAUGCAUAAGCCAAUCAAAUUAUCAUUGUGAGGAAAUAGCCCUCAAAUUGCAGUUGGGUUUCUUUCUAAUCUGACUUUAAGGUAACAAGUUGCAAUUUGGCAAUCAGACCCUCAA
Molecule: messenger RNA, 377 nt
Organism: Magnolia sinica
Lineage: Eukaryota; Viridiplantae; Streptophyta; Magnoliopsida; Magnoliales; Magnoliaceae
Product: probable inactive ATP-dependent zinc metalloprotease FTSHI 4, chloroplastic
Exons: 3
Coding region: 1-336 (111 amino acids)
Source: RefSeq, a predicted model, not a curated record